This is a messenger RNA of Carassius gibelio (silver crucian carp), 3812 nucleotides long. RefSeq names its product rho GTPase-activating protein 10. NCBI's taxonomy places the organism in Eukaryota, Metazoa, Chordata, Actinopteri, Cypriniformes, Cyprinidae. The record is from RefSeq and is a predicted model, not a curated record. The coding region runs from base 399 to 2684 and encodes 761 amino acids. The transcript has 23 exons. Gene Ontology annotation, molecular function: GTPase activator activity; protein binding. Gene Ontology annotation, cellular component: cytoplasm. Gene Ontology annotation, biological process: signal transduction.
UUUCCAGAGCCAAGCGUGAUGACGUGAUGGCUGAAAAAAGCACGCGGGAGGAGACGGAGACUGGCGCUCGACUGUCAUUCGCGGACAAGAAAACCUGACUGGACGUUAUUACCUCUAUUUCAAUACAUAUCCGUGUAGUGUAGAGCUGUUUUAGCGUAUUUUGUGAGAGUUUAAACCAGGGACAUACUUAAUUUACCCGGACUCAAAGUUAACGAUACUCGUGCGACUUGGAAAGAGUUUUAUUCCCACGACAACUACCGAAGCGUUUGCGCUCUCUAAAAUAUACGAGGCAACUUAGCUGUCCGUUCGUUUUUAACUUUGUUUCUAUAUCGACCAGUUUCUAUUCAUUCGCUGGUCGCUUUCUAAAGGGAUUUAAACGCUAGCUAGUACAGUCAAACAUGGGUUUGCACCCGUUGGAGUUCAGUGAGUCUUACCUGGACAGUCCUGCCUUCAGGGAGAAGAUCAAAGCUCAUGAAGCAGAGCUGGACAAAACCGGCAGGUUUAUCAAAGAGCUUUAUAAAGAUGGGAAGAAUCUCAUCAAUGCCACAAAACAGCUUUCAAUGGCCCAGAAGAAGUUUGCUCAGUGCCUGGGUGAAUUCAAAUUCGAGUACAUCGGCGAUGCUAAAACUGACGAUGAGAAGUGCAUUGAUGAAUCAUUGCAAGAAUUCUCCUCCUUUCUCAGAAACUUGGAAGACCAAAGAGAUCUCAUGACGAGAAACAUCACAGAGACACUGAUGAAGCCUUUAGAAAAAUUUCGGAAAGAGCAUCUCGGCUCAGCAAAGGAAGAGAGGAAGAGGUACGAGAAGGAAACAGAGAAGUACUACAGCUCACUAGAGAAACUUUUGAACAUCUCAGCAAAGAAGAAAGAGCCACAAUUACAGGAGGCGGACAUGUCGGUGGAAGUGACGAGACAGCACUUUCAGGAGUCGUCUCUGGAGUACGUUUGCAAGCUGCAGGAGAUACAGGAGAGGAAAAAGUUUGAGUGUGUCGAGCCUAUGCUGGCGUUCUUUCAGACUGUAUUUACUUUCUAUCAUCAGGGAUACGAGUUGGCCAAAGACUUUGACCAUUAUAAAAAGGCCCUUCAAAUCAAUAUUCAGAAUACACGGAAUCGUUUUGAAGGCGCGCGCUCUGAGGUGUACGAGUUAAUGAAGAGAAUCAAAGAGUCGCCACAGGAAUACAGACAGACCAGCCCCAUCAGCAGUGAGGGAUAUCUUUACGUACAGGAGAAAAGACCUCCUCCUUUCGGAUCCAGCUGGGUGAAACGCUAUUGCACGUUUGUCAAAGAACAGAAAAUUCUACACAUGAAGACAUUUGACCAGAGAUCAGGCGGAAAGCUUGGUGAGAACGAAUCUGUUACAAUCAAGUCUUGUGUUCGUAAAACCACAGACACUCUUGACCGGAGGUUCUGCCUAGACAUAGAGAUCACAGAUCGACCAUUCACAGUGCUGACGGUCCAGGCACUCUCAGAAGAUGACUACAGAUUCUGGAUAAACGCGAUGGGAGGAAAGGAGUCGAUGCAGUAUCUCAACCGGACACAUUCAAGAGAAAGAGGAAUUGAUGCCCAGUUGGAUGAUGUCGGGAUAAGCUUUGUGAAAAAUUCAAUAAACGCCAUUGAAACCAGAGGUAUUAAUGAUCAGGGUCUGUACAGAGUGGUCGGGGUCAAUUCGAAAGUACAGAAGCUCCUCAGUUUGAUGAUUGAUGAGAAGAGCAAUGAAAUAGAUCUAGCAGCCAGUGAGGACUGGGAUGUCAAAACCAUCACCAGUGCUUUAAAACUUUACCUGAGGAGCCUUCCAGAGCCACUAAUGACAUACAAGCUUUAUAAGGAGUUCAUCAUCCCUGCAAAGAGUGCAACUCCAGAAUCUAGAGUUCAGGCCAUUCACUGUCUGGUUCAUAAACUGCCAGAGAGGAACAGAUUAGUGCUCAGUCUGAUUACCAAGCAUCUUGCCAAUGUUGCUGCCCACAGCAAACAGAACCUGAUGACAGUGGCGAACCUUGGCGUAGUGUUUGGCCCCACACUCAUGAGGCCGCAGGAAGAUACGGUGGCAGCCAUUAUGGACCUGAAGUUCCAGAACAUUGUGGUGGAGAUUCUCAUAGAACAGCAUGAAAAGAUAUUCGGGCAUGCUCCGAGCAGCUCUCCAUCUUUAGAAACUACACACCUCUUCGCUUCAACCAGACAGUCCAAGAGGCUCAGCCGGCAGAACCGCCCGCUGGCUGUAUACAACCCGCAGGUGCUGGAUAUUCAAACAGUCUCUCCAUCCUCUGAAAGUCCAGCCCUGGUUAAUGAUGAGACAUCAGUGGGCAGCAGUGAGUCGGUCUCCUCCCAGUCAUCGAACGCCUCUGGAACGCCCCCUGAGAAAUCUAAAAAUCAUCACCCCACCAUUAGCACAUCCCUGCCAGAGAGCACUGGGAUAUGUACUGCCACAGCUUCAUGGAUGAAUUCUGCCUCAAUUACACCGGAGAAACCUGGAUCUGCAGGAACUGAGAAGAAUAAACCUGAGGAAAGUGUCACCCUCAUGAAAGCAAAGGCUGUGUACCCCUGUGAGGCUGAACACGAUUCCGAACUCUCUUUCCAGGUUGGCGCAAUCUUCCAUGACGUGACACUCUCCAGGGAGCCCGGAUGGCUGGAGGGUGUGCUGGAGGGAAAGCGAGGACUCAUCCCUGAAAACUAUGUGCAGAUACUGUAACUCCGAAAAGAACUAUCCUCACACUUCUUUUUAUAUUCAUGGUAUCCAUGGUAUCAGCGGCUCUUUCACAGUGGCACUGCCUGUCGUUCCUCCUCCUUCACCACACUUAAGACAUUGAGAGCGAAUAUAUAUGCUGUAUCCAAAAACACAGAUGUUUCUAGCACAAGAAUUAAGUUCAAGUGUAAGCUAAAAUAUGCUGUAUACAUACAAGAAACUGCACAUUUUUACAGUUUGGAAAUGUAAAUAUGUGUGGGAAAAUAUGCAUCCGUCAUUGUGACUUUUUUGUCCUCUUUUUUUGUGUUUUGUUCGUGUUUUUAAAUCACAUGCCUCGCAAUUUUACCCAAGUAGUUUAAGUUGUUUAGCAUUAGUACCCUCAAUACUCAAAGAUGUAUUGAGAAUCUUUGAAUUACAGAUUAUCAAGUUGCAUUUAAUUGAGCAUGUGAUGAUUCAUAAUAGUAAACAUGAGGAAGCGUGCAACAAUAUGACAGUGCAGUGAACAUUGUCAAUUUGGAGAAAAAGUUGUGUGUCUUGGUUCAUUGGAAUGUUAGAUCGCUUAGAAAUGUAGUGCUUGUCAGUUAUUGAUAUUGAAAUUGAGUAUGCAAUUUAUUUAUGUUUUGCAUUGAUUGAAACUGAUGCAGUGCCUUAAAUUUAUUACACAUGGCAUGUGAGAGGCUGUUCAGUAAUUCGAACGGAGCAGUUUUUUUUGUUUUUUUUUGCUACUCUGUAUAUAGGUUUUAAUGUUGUGUUGGAGAACAGAGACAGAUGAAUAAAAAGUAGCCCAUACAAAGACAUAACAUUUUAUAUUGCCAAGUCUUACAUCUGUGUUGUAUACAUACGUUUUGCACAAAAAUAAUUCUAAGUCACGAGUUUUCCCUCUUUAAGCGAUUAAAAGUUAACCAAAUUCUUAAAAAAAUGGCAGACUUCACUGAUGUUUAAUGAGCACGUUUUCAUUUUUCUAAGAGCUCUUGUUCCACAGGUUCAUAUUUGUGACUGAGCGUUUCUGCGGUUAUUUAAGACAGUGAUUUAUGACCUCCGCAAAUGUCUUGCCGUUGUUUAAGUUUUUUUUUUUUUUUUUGAUGCUGAACCUCUUGUUGAUCAAUGUUAAAUAAAUAAAGUAUUUUAUUCUUA